Megalops cyprinoides (Indo-Pacific tarpon) is the source of this 10774-nucleotide messenger RNA. RefSeq names its product zinc finger homeobox protein 4-like. Lineage: Eukaryota; Metazoa; Chordata; Actinopteri; Elopiformes; Megalopidae. The coding region runs from base 83 to 10090 and encodes 3335 amino acids. The transcript has 10 exons. Gene Ontology annotation, biological process: regulation of transcription by RNA polymerase II. Gene Ontology annotation, molecular function: RNA polymerase II cis-regulatory region sequence-specific DNA binding; zinc ion binding; DNA-binding transcription factor activity, RNA polymerase II-specific. Gene Ontology annotation, cellular component: nucleus. The record is from RefSeq and is a predicted model, not a curated record.
GCGGGCGGCUGUCAGAUUAAAAAUGACCACGGAAAGGCACUUGACUGCUGGGAUGAGAUGAGAGCACGACAGAGUUACUGCCAUGGAAACCGGUGACUCCCCUUUGCUGCGGAGGCAGGAAAGCAGGCAGGACGUGGGCCGUGAGACGCCGCGCCCUUUGGACAGCCCACCUGAGAGGCCCGCAGGGGCUGCCGGCGAGGGUGACCCCGCCGGCGUGGACAGCGGGCCGAGGACGAGGAGCGCGCCGCCUGAUGGGGGAGCCCCGGCCGACGGGGUCCCGUGCAGGGAAUGCGCCGCGUCUUUCUCAAGCCUGCAGGCGUACAUGGAGCACCGCUGCCCGAACGCCCGCCGACCCUCUCUGCAGCAGAGCCGCGAGAGUGAGGAGGGCGACCCUCAGGCCAGCGACCUGGAGGACAGCGACGUAGAGACCCUGGCCGGGGAGAUCGUUUACCAGCCUAAUGGGGCGGCUUUUAUUUUCAAAGAUUCUGGAGAGAGUGCAUGUAACGCCCAUCCAGGAGUGUGCAGCAUCCUACCCCCAGCAGGGUUCCUGACAUUGCAAAGUGCCGCCACACCUGUUUCUCUCUUUCCCCAACUCAUCAGGACCUUCCACAUUGCCUCGUCCCUUGGGGAGCGGGUCACGGCUGAUGAAGCCUUCCCGGAUGCCUCAGCAUCAGCAGGUGUUGGUCCAGUGUUGCACAGUUUCCGCGUCUAUGACCUUCGGCACAAGGGCGAUAAAGAUUCCUCUUUCGAUGGCACCUCGCAAAACGCAUCCAAAGAUGUCCCUAAAGCCGUGGACUUGUCCGUGUUCGAUGGAUGUGUGAGGGACGGGAAAAGGAAGCCGGUCCUCAUGUGCUUCCUGUGCAAGCUGUCGUUCGGCUACGUGCGGUCAUUCGUGAACCACGCCGUGCAAGACCACCGGAUGGCCCUCAACCAGGAGGAGCAGAAGCUCCUUGCUAAUAAGUAUGUCUCCGCUAUCAUACAGGGGGUUGGCCAGGACAAAGAACCCCUUGUAAGCUUUCUGGAACCAAAAAAACCGCUCUCCCUCUUGCCUCUUUUUUCUGCUGCACACCCUGCAGGUCCUGACCCGGGCUUGCGGAGUGCAUGGAGUGCCCAGCUUGCUGAGAAUGGGGCACCUCUGCAGGCUGGGUUUGCCUUCUUAAAGGGAAGCGUGAGCUCGGAUGACACAGCAGAGGAGGCGCAGAGGACAUCCAAGAUGCCAAAGACGGAAGCAAACUCUGGGGGCCUGUUGGCCUCGGAUGACACUCUUCCCCCUGACCGCUCAUCUCAGACAGUGGGCGAUGAGCAGGAGGAGAGCAAUAACCCAAGGAGACUGGACAGCAGCAGGCCACGCUCUGAUGGGGAGAGCACCAUCAAAUGCGAGCCUGAGGAACGGGACGUUGCUGAGAAAGAUGAAGGAGCUCGCCCCAACGGACUUGAGGACGGUGAGGGUGAUGACAUAGGCGGAGGAGUGGACUGUGCCACUCGCAAAGACUUCCCUCUCUUAAACCAAAGCACUUCUCCUUUGUCGUCCCCAGUCCAGAAAUGUGACGUAAAGGGCACCUCUUCUUUCUCUGUGAUUGUUUCCGAUGAUGGAGUAAUGAAUAGAUUAGCCACCACCCCAGUGGAUAUUGGUGGUGAUGCUGAUUCCCGUGAUGGAGGUGAGGACGAUUGCACAAAGAGCGAGGGCGAUGGUGCGCUCUCAGCCCAGGGAAACUCAAGCACAGCUGAUGAUGUAAGCCUGGUCCUUCCUCACCAGGAUGUCGCCGUACCUGGAUCCCCCGGUACAGGGCGGGGCUCUCCUGGGAGCUCUAAAUGCCCCAGAUGUGACACUUACCUAAGGUCAUCACACUCUCCGGAGGGUCAAGUGACCACCAUUGAGUCCAGGGACCCCUGCAAGACCAUGAAGUGUCCCAAGUGCAACUGGCACUACAAAUUUCGGCAGACCCCGGACACCCACCCGAAGGAGAAUCCCCCCAGCUUGGGUGGUUCCUGCCCCUACUGCGAGAUGGGCCAUCCCCACCCGAGGCUCGCCCGGGGUGAGAGCUACGCCUGCGGCUACAAGCCGUUCCGCUGCGAGGUGUGCAACUACUCCACCACGACUAAAGGCAACCUCAGCAUCCACAUGCAGUCCGACAAGCACCUGACCAACGUCCAGACGCUUCAGAAUGGCGGCACGGAACCAGAAUAUGACCGCUCGAGUCACUCCGCGCCGGUCCCCAGCCCCCGCCCGAGCGAUGCCGAGGGGAAGGCAAACUCCCCGACCAAACCCAAAGCACGGUCGAGCUGGCGCUGCGAGGCGUGCGGCUACGAGACCGACGUGGCCAGAAACCUACGCAUCCACAUGACCAGCGAGAAGCACAUCCACAACGUCCUGCUGCUGCAGCAGAGCCUGAAGCAGAUUGGUGGAGGGCUGCGGCUGGGCCUGUCGCCGACGGACGCCCAGCUCUACCACAGCUACCUGGCGCAAAACAUCGCCCCGAUGGGCCUGAAACCGGGGAAUCUGGCUGACCCGCGUCUGCUGAUCAGUACCUUCCAGAAUGAUCCCCUCACAACAACAGUAAAUGAUGACUUGCUGCCGAUGGGCGACACCCUGUCCCUCCUCUCUGCCGAAGAGCUGUCGCCAAAUGUUAGUGACCCCCCACAGGGGCUGUACCAUUGUGGCGUGUGUGACCGGUUUGCUUCGGACAGCCUGGAUGCUCUGACCACACAUGUAAGCAAGGAGCGCACACUCCCCCUAGAGGACUGGAGGACCAUUGCUGGAGACCUUCACCAGUGCAGACUGUGCAGCUACAGCACGCAGCUCAGGGCCCACUUCCUGCUCCACUGCCAGACGGAAUGUCACCUGCAGCGGUACCAGCUGGCAGCCCACCUCAAGGAAAGGGGCGAUCCCGCCUGCUGGAGGUUAAAGAUCAUUGCAGCCAGCAAACCCGCCCACCUGAAGUGCAACGCUUGCAAUUACCGCUCUGACAGUGUUGAGAAGCUCCGUCUACACGCCGCUAGCCAGAGACACGAAAGAGCGGUGAGGCUCUGUAAGCAUCUGCAGAAACAGGAGAGCGCCCUGAACGCAGAGUCCUGCUACUUCUACUGCGCCCUGUGUGACUACUCUGCCGAAACCAAGCUCCACCUGGCACAGCACCUGCGCUCCGUCAGGCACCAGCAGGCCGAGGGCUUGCGGAAGCUGCAGCUGCGGCGGCAGGGGGUGGGGUUGGAGGCAGACGACCCGGGCGACCUUUUCUUCGUCAGAGACUGUCCGCCCAAGGAACCUGCGGAACUGGAUGAGGUGUCCAAAGGCCCUGCCAAAACUGCCACCGAUGACCGGGCCCGGGCUGAGGAAGACAGCAAGCACCGCAGGGGUACCAAAACGGAGCCUGAAACGAACGCCCUGGGUAUGAAUCCCGGAGGGAACGCUGCCACAGAAAAGCGAGCGCUGCUGCCAGAAAACGCAAAUGACGUGGCACCCAAACGAGCGAAACCAGCGGAGGAGGCAGCCAGCAAUGAGCAGGUCCGCCAUUGCCCGUACUGUAGUUACAGAACGGAGGACCCGAGGCGCAUAGAGAUGCAUGUCAUAUCCCAGCAUUCCUUGCGGCCGACUCUCCGCUGCCCCCUGUGCCAGGAUGUUCUCAGCAGCAGGAUCCAUCUCCAGCUCCACCUGACCCACCUGCACAGCGUGGCUGCAGAAUGCGUGGAGAAGCUGCUGUCAGCUGUGUCAGGGACUGAUGGUCUGAUACCCACAGACAGCGUCCCGCCUGCACCUGUAAAAGAGAAAAUCCAGCAUCCAAUGGAUGCUUCAACUGUUACUCAAGAAGAAUCUGGAAAGCCCCAAAGUAACAGUUCCAAUGAUGACAAGAGCAGCACAGUAGAAGACAAAGGAGAAGAGAGACUUCAGAAUGUUCUGGAAGUCAAGGCACCAAAGGGAGCUUCAAAAACACUAAGGUGUAAGAGGAACAGUGACCAGGAAGACCCUGACAGUCUGGGGGAGCAUUGGAGCGGACUCCAGAAACAGAGCUCAGUCUCUGAUCGCCAUAGCUGCAAAGACAACGGUGACCCCCGCAGUAUGGCUUUGCAGACAGCUCAGGAGCCUCAGGCGCGUUCCCAGUGCCAUUCCGUCAUCGCCACCUCCGUGUGUCCCCUGUGCCUUCAGGGCUUCCACUCGGAUCUUGGCCUCAGGAAGCACCUGCAGGGCAGCCACCCGGAACUGAGCGAAGCAGAGCUGGAGCGUCUCUGUGGGAGCCCACCCCUUCUUGACGACUUCUGUCCUGGGAAAGAGGGCGGAGAGUCCAAGCUCAAGCCGGACAAAGACUCGGAACGGGAAGGAAAGGGUACUGCAGCAGGAAAUGACAGCGGCCCUCCGCUGGAUAGGAUUGGCAUAGACUGUAAGAGGAAUGGGCCUCUUUGGAAGAGUCCAAAUUUCAGCAUAGAGAAAUUUUUGGAUCCCUCCCGUCCUUACAAAUGCACGGUAUGCAAGGAGUCCUUCACCCAGAAGAACAUUCUCUUGGUUCACUACAAUUCAGUCUCACACUUACACAAGCUGAAAAAAGUUCUGCACGAGACCUCAGCACCAGUUUUUCAGGAGGCCAACAACAGCAUGCAUAACAAACCGUACAAAUGCAAUAUCUGUAAUGUUGCUUAUAGCCAGAACUCAACCCUAGAGAUCCACAUGAGGUCAGUGCUUCACCAGACAAAAGCCAGAACUGCUAAAGUGGACACAAGCAGUAAAGCUUUGAAUGAAAACUGUGGAACGGCUCUCCCUCAAAGCCCAGUUACUGUCAGUCAAGCAACUGUAGACUCCGUAAACUUGUCAGCAGCAGCCAACAAAGAUGACCAGAAUGAUGCCAAAGAAGUGAAAAGAAAGACGCCAGCUGAUGAGAGUUUUGGUCAGCCUGCUCAGCAGCCUGCCUUGUACCCAGCACAGCUUCCGCUGCAGCUUCAGCAUGACCUACAGCAGCAGGCUGCCUUCUUUCAGCCCCAGUUUCUGAACCCUGCAUUCUGGCCACCCGUCCUAAUGUCCCCCAAGAUCCUGCAGUUCCAACAGCCUCAGCUCCUGUUUCCAUUCUAUGUACCCGGUACUAAUGUUAACUUUGCCCCAGAGCUGGUGUCACACUCUGCAGCUUUUGGGCUUCCUGGGAUGACCGGGUCCUUACUUGAGGACCUCAGGGUCCAGCAGAACCAGCUUCAGCUGUUGCAGCAACAGGCUCAGGAGAAGCCAGCCUCCCACAUGGAGGUGAAGCUGCAGAAUGAGCAGCAGCAAGCCAGUAAGCCUGAGGUGGAGCAGACUGACACGGUGGCCUCUGACAUCCAAAUGUCUGCGGAGACUGAAGGCCAGCUGGAGAAGCAGGACAGCAAAGCUGUUCAGGAUCACCCGAGUGACAGUGGCAGCACUAUGGACAGCAGUGAUCCCAAAAAACCGAAGCCUCCGGAAUCUCCCUUUCUCCCUCCUCGUGUUGUCCCAGGGGCAAGGGGGAACGCAGCCAGGGCCCUGCUGGAAAACUUUGGCUUUGAACUGGUGAUGCAGUAUAAUGAGAACAGACAGAGCAACCAGAAAAAGAGCAGAGUCAGAGAUGAAGCAACCAUAGCUGAUAAGCUUGAGUGUGGAGUAUGUGGGAAGCUGUUCUCCAACAUCCUUAUCCUGAAGAACCACCAGGAGCAUGUGCAUGGACAGCUCUUUCCCAACGGAGAACUGGAGAAAUUUGCCCAGCAAUACAGAGAGGCUUACGACAAACUGUAUCCAAUAAAUCCACAGUCUCCAGAAACUCCUCUAUCGCCUCCACCCACACCGCCUCCACCCUCUCCCCCUCCCCCUCCUCCUCCCCUGCCCCAGACUCCAUCACAACUGGCCUCCACCCCAAGAAAAGCCCAAAAUACUGCACCAUUGCAGUCUCCACAGCCACCUCCAACUCCACCGACUCCCCCUCCCCCUCCUCUCCCAACGGUACCUCCACAACUCCCACAACCUGCAUCCCUAGACCUGCCUCUUUUCCUGUCACUGAUGGUGCAGCAUCCUGGCCUGCCCCCACAUCUCAUCCCAAAACUUCCCUCUGUGGGCUCAUUGCCCACAGAUCUUGCACAACUGGGUCAUCAGCAGUUAGGUAUGGACGCUGACUUACCCCAGCAGUCAGAGUCGAAGCAGCCCUCCACUCUGAUCACUGAGGAUCAGCUGAAAAUCCUCCAGGCCUGCUUUGAUAGCAACAGCCCCCCCGAUGACGAGCAAGUCAAAGGCAUUGUGGAGGAAUUGGGCCUUCACCAAAAGGUUAUCAAGCAGGGGUUGCCCAAUACGCUUUCCAAGGAGAAGCAACAGAGCAAGGAGUCGUCCUGCAACUUGAGCAUUCCACCCAUCACCACUUUGGGAGAGCUGGGAGUACAAUUCCAAGUUGGUGGCAUGGAGUAUCCCAAAAGCUAUCCCGCCAUGAAUAAGAGGCCCUCAAAAACCCGCUUUGAAGACUAUCAGAUAAGAGUCCUUCAGGACUUUUUUGAUAUCAAUGCUUACCCUAAAGAUGAUGAAGUAGAGCAGCUUUCUUCUGCUCUUAAUCUUCCAAGUCGCGCGAUUGUCAUCUGGUUCCAAAAUGCUCGUCAGAGGGCUCGCAAGAGGUACGAGAACCAUGCAGAUUCAGCCGAAGAUGAUGAGAGGAAAGAGAAGGCUAAGAAGGGAUUCGUCAGGACCAGCAGCAUGCAAUACCAGUGUGUUAAAUGCAGUGUGGCAUUCCCUCGUAUUUUUGACCUGAUCACCCACCAGAAGGAAUGCUAUAAAGAUGAAGAUAAUGAUGUGCAAGAUGAUGAAAUUCUGGAAUGUGUGGAUUCCAUUGACCAUAACCUACAAAAGGUUUCAGGACAUACAAAUUCAUCCAAACAUCCCCUUGAUACUGUUACAAGCACCCACUCAAGCUCUCCCUCCUUACCUUCACCCCAGUCCAGCUCGGGAAAAGUCUUCCUGAAAAAAACUGAAAACCCAAAGCAACUUGAAGGGUCUCCACCCCAAGUCGUAAAGGCUCUGCCAGACUUGAGACCAAUCCAGACAUCAGCUCCUCAAUUCCCCAGGCAAAGGACACCCCAGAAACUGAAGCCACACUCUGCAGCUGUCCCCCCCAGCCCUCUGUCUUUGGCAAUCUCGUCUCUGAUGAAUGGUCUACCUCCCAAGAUGCUACAGUACCAAUGUGAGCAGUGUAAAAUUGCUUUCCCAAGCAUGGAACUGUGGCAAGAGCAUCAGCGCAUGCAUUUGUUGACUACCCAGAAGCAAUAUCUCCACUCACAGUUCUUGGAAAGAUCCUUGGACAUGCCCUAUAUGAUCUUUGACCCAAGUAGUACACUUACAACAGGUCAGCUGCCCUCAGCAACCUUUCCCCACAGGGAAGAGCAGAACAGGCCAGCUCAUUCUGCACCGUCUGACUCUGGUUCCAGCUUUUUGAAACGCAAAUUAGACAAUCAGGAAGAAAAUGGUUCCAGCGAUAAAGAAGGUGUGGAAGACCUUCAGAGAGACAAACGCCCAAGGACUACCAUUACGCCAGAGCAGCUAGAGAUCCUGUACAGCAAGUACCUCCUUGACUCCAAUCCAACGCGAAAAAUGUUGGACCACAUUGCUGAUGAAGUGGGCUUAAAGAAAAGGGUGGUGCAGGUUUGGUUUCAGAACACUCGGGCCAGGGAGCGAAAGGGACAGUUUCGAGCAGUAGGGACAGUCCAGUCUCACAAAAAGUGCCCCUUCUGCCGAGCACUUUUUAAGGCCACCUCAGCUCUUGAAAGCCACAUUCGAUCCAAACACUGGCAAGAAGCCAAGCAGGUUGGUUACAGCCUGCCAUCAAGUCCCACAAUGUCACACGACGAUGGAGGGGAGAGCCAACAGAAGUACUCUGACUCUGAAUACCCACCACUGCUUACUAAGAUAGAAAGUAGUGAAUGUGAACUGCCUGAAUAUGAGCUGCCAGCUGCAUCUUCAAGCCCCUUCAAAUAUUCUGAAGCGCUUAAAGAUUAUGUGAGCCCUUUGUACAUAAAAGCUGAAAAUGAUGAGACUGAAGACCUUAGUGCUAAUGCUGUAGAAAUUUCCCACGACCAAAGCAAAACAGAUUUUGAUGAGACCUGCUCAGUCACGACAGCUACAAGCGACACAUCAACCGGAUAUGGUGGACACAGUGAACCAGGUGAAGGCAAAAUGACUACCGUGCAAAACUCUGAUACAUUCAGAGAAAGAUUAUUCCCAUUCAACCAAGCAAAUCUUUCCCUAAGUUUCUCUGGAAGAGAAAAGCGAGAAAAUGAGUUUGACUAUGUUGCAGAUCAGAAUGAGACUAUGAGCCUAGCUGACCCUAGCUCACCUCACCCCUUCAGCAGAAACUUCCUCGAAUUUGGAAGGUCAAGUGGAGACAGACCAGGCCACAGGCGAUCUAGGACCCAGAUGAGCAACCAGCAGGUGAGGGUUCUCAAAGCUUGCUUCAGUGACUGUCGCAUGCCAACCAUGCAGGAAUGUGAGAUGCUGGGUGACAAAAUUGGACUGGCCAAGCGGGUCGUGCAAGUCUGGUUCCAGAAUGCUCGAGCUAAAGAAAAGAAGUUCAAGAUAAAUGUGGGAAAGCCAUUCAUAGUAAGCCAGAGCUCACCAGAUGGACCGCAAUUGGAAUGCACCCUAUGUGGCGCAAGGUUUGCCGCCACAUUUCCGGUGCGUGAACACGUUUUCUCCAAGAUGCAUAUUGACAAGUUGCAAGAGAUGCUGCGGAACCAGGCAGAACGAGAGAAGGAUCACCUCACCCCUACAACUGUUCGCCAGCUUAUGGUGCAGAAGGAGCUUGAGCACUUAAAGAAGAGGGCGAUGGAUUCUCUUAGUGUUACAGCUCAGCAAGAAACUCUGACUGACAGCAGUGCACUUCUUAGCCUUGGCUGGCCACCUGGCUUCCUGGGAAUCCCCAAUCUCCCAUCUGCUGUAAAUGGACCCUCGUCAUUCCCUGGGCUUCCACCUAAAACAGCUGGAUCUCCAGGUGCCACCACACAUGGGUUCCCCUCUCCGGUCACCACUUCUCCUGCCGUGUCUCUCAGCCCCACCCCAGCCAAGACCUCUCCACCACCACCUCCACCCCCACCAUCUGUUCCCUCCACCUCACUGGCUAGCUAUCACACCAAGGAACAGAACCGUGAAAAGCAGACCCUAAAAGCAGACCCUGAAAAGCAGAAUAAGUCAGGAGACUCCCAGCAGCAGGGUAAACAGUGGGAGGCAGGCGACUGUCACACCAAGUCAAAAAAAAGGCAGAGGUCUUCCCUAGAGAAGGGAGGUAAUGGUACAGCAAAGGAGAGAGCACGUGCCCGGGUGCCUCAGAGUGCUGCCGCCAGGGAUCCGGCGGCCUUAUUAACGGGACAGUUUCUGCCUUACUUUUUCCCGGGGCUCGUCCCGUGUCUCUCCCCUCAGCUUCCAGGGUUUGUUCAAAGCGGGUCCUUUCCGCCCCUGAGCAGAAUGGAGAGCUUGUUCCCGUAUGGCCCGGCCUUGCCUCAGGGUAUGGCUAGCCUCUCUCCAGAAGCCUUGCUGCAGCAGUGCCAGCAGUAUCAGAGGUCAUUCCAGGACGCCCUGCAAAGGCACAAACCACCAGAGGGGCAGCGGCAGAAGGCGGCACCCUCCAAGCAAUCGAGUCAGUCUCCCAACACCCCCCAACCAAAAGAGGAAGGCAGGGGCUCUGCAGCCGAAAGGUCAGAACAGGAACCAGUAAGGACCGGCAGAAGCGCGGUUUCUCCAGAUACUUUCACCAGCCCGUCCGUCAGGCACAAGUUUGGCUGUGGAAAGUGCCGGAAGACGUUCGCCAAUGAAGAGUCGGCAGUGCGCCAUCAGCAGUCGUCCUGCUGUUUAGGUCAGCCUUUCUCUGACCUGCAGGAGGCCAUGCUUCACCAGGUGGCGAGCAGCAAAUACAACUACCUGGCGAGCAGCAUGGCUAUGAGCAGAAACAAAGCACUCGACCAGCAUGCUGGUUCAAGCCCACACAAGGAAAAAGCAGUAACACAACCAGUGAGAGACACCAAAGAGCACACUAGAUUAUUACCUCAUGCAGCCCACUCCGCUAACACCACAUCUACCUCGCGGCCUUCUAACAUUAGCCAUUUGAAUAUUUCUUGCCCGUCCAUAGAGUCCUAGUCCAGGAUUUUCAAUUUCUCCGGAAGAGCCACAUUAAUUCUUUCAUGAAUCCCCCCCCCCCACCACCCACAUCAUUAAUGCUUACCUCAACUGCAUGGGGUACCACAGCCAGUCCACCAUCACUGCUCACCCAAAGCCAUUCAGACAAAUUGUACAGCAAACCGAGCCAGAAGCUUUACAACUUUGAAAGUUAAUUGUCUAUCAAGGCUAAGACUACCUCUGGCCUUGGUGCGAAUGUCAGCAGUAACAGAGUGGAUAUGAUCACUGUACAGAAGUGAAAACUAUAGAAAAAAAUAAUCAAGACUUUAAAUGAAGUUCCAAAGUUCCUGUAACCCAAAAAACCACAGAACCAAAUGACUGACUCAGGAUUGUUUUUUGCCCCAUAUUGAUAUUCUUGAAAGACAAGGAUAGAUUUUUGUUAUGGACAAAACUGUUGCUGUUGCUUGAAUGAGUUUAUAUUGUAUACAGAAGAAUAAAAAAACUUUAUUGUACAGGUCUGUUAUUUCAAGCCAAAAAUCUCUUCACGUUGCAAAUUUCACCUCAGUUGGACUCAUUUUCACACGCUGACAUGUACUGUAAUGAGACGAUGUUCUGGAACUCUCAAAGAGAAUUUCUCUCAGCUUAUCUAAGGUGCAACUCAGUAGCUUUAAAUUCUCAGGUCAGAACAGAACAUCUCUCAUUGGU